CCCUCUGGGACAGAUCUGUUUGGGAAACUGCUGGAUCAUAUUUCAACAGGACCAAACCGAUUUCUCUCACCAUGUCAAACCAGUCAACCCAGUCUUAUCAUGAAGGGGCCUACAGGGUUCUGAUGAGGGGUCUGACGGAGCUGGACCUGCGGGGCACCGGGGUUCCCUGUACUCUGGAGCUGGCUGGAGAAAAUGCCUUCCCUUUAUUAAUAGACAGCCAUGGUCAGGUCCUGAUGGCUGCCUCUCUUUACGGCCGUGGCAGACUUGUCGUCCUGAGCCAUGAGAAUUACCUGACCAUGUUCCCUGCUCUGGUGGAGAACGCUCUUACCUGGCUGGGAGGAGAGGAAUCUGAAAACCACUCUGUGGGGGUGCAACAAAACCUAAGUUCAGUUGCUAAUAAUCUCAAUAAAUCAGUCUUCCAGGUCAGUGUUGUGGAGGCUUUCAGUGAAAAUCCAGCAGUUGGUGUGUAUGUAACAGAUGCUUACACCGUGGAGGCAGAAUCAGCAGCCCUGGUGGCCUUUCUGAAGGCAGGAGGAGGGGUGCUGAUAGGGGGACAAGCGUGGCACUGGUCUUACCAAAACCCCAACGUUCUCCUGCAAUUUCCAGGAAACAAAGUGUCAGGGGUGGCAGGAAUCUACUUUUCUGCAGAAUAUGGUAAUGCAGAAAACCUGCCGAUUUACCCUGAAAUCCCAUCUUGUCUGAAAGCCAUUGGCAACCGUAAGGAUUUAAAGGAGGACCUGGAGUUCCUGCUCAAAGGGAUUUCAGGGUUUGACCUCCAAGGAGGUUUUGGUGCCUCCUCAGUUCUGGUCCACGGUCCUCUAGCCUUCCCCAUCGGUAUUACGGAGGAUGAACAAGUGUUCCUGGCAGGAACCUACUAUGGUCUGGGACGAGUCAUUGUGGCGACACAUGAAACCGUUCUGGAACUAGAGACACUGGCACCGUUUUGGAAGAAUGCAUUUGACUGGCUAGACCAAGGCCGGAAGGGGAUUGUUGGUUUUAUGCCAGAAAUUAACAACAUAACCCACUCAGAGUUAGUGUGUGAGAAGACAGACUUCAGGAAAGACCUGAGCGUGUUUGUGUGUACAGCGUACUACGAUGAGCACGCUCACGAAAUCCAAAGCUUUGUAGCUGAAGGGGGAGGUCUUGUGAUUGGAGGACAGUCUUGGAACUGGGCAUACAGUACACACUUGGGACAAAACCCACUACAAAAGUUCCCAGGUAACAAGAUCCUGAACAAAAUGGGCCUGAGCGUGUUGAAGAAUACAAUUCAAAACAGUUUCUACAAGCCUCCUGAGAUCAACCACACCAACCACUCACACUUUCGCUCUUUCCUGAGCCGCUUCAUUGGUCAUGUUACUGAGGGCGAAAAACUUUCCGAACAAGAGGAACAACGUCUUAAAAAACUAGGAAUGGAGUGUACCAAGUUCUUGGAAAUGAAAGCGUACCAUAGCUUCUCCUACAUGCAGGUUCUGUCCAUCCUUACUGACACCUUGAAGAAAACAGGCAUGCCACAGGUGAAUGAACAGAACCCUGUGAAGAAUCUGACGGAUAAACUACUCCUGAGUUUGGGAAGAGUGUUGUAUAAUGUUUCCCCAAACCAGGAUGCCCUGCUGCCCUACUUAAUUAAGGAUAACCCAUCACUGCCUCUUGUCUACAACCAAAGGAUCAAGAUCAAUGCCAAGACAGCAGAAAAUGAAGAAUGGAUCAGUACAGGUCUGUACCUUUCUCCUGGCCUAAAGACCGACAUGAUCAUACCAGCAACAUUCGUCAACAAGAACUGGAAGAUCCUGAUAGGCUGCCAAAGUGACUGGCUGGAUGCUGAAGAGUUAAAGAGAGCUUCUCGUGCUACAAAGGAAUUCCUUGUUACCUCAGAGUUGAUGCAGGUGUGGAACUUGUGGGGGGGGCUCAUCUACCUGGUGGCUCCAUGUGACAUCAAGGUUGAGGAGGAAGAGGUUGUGGUCCAAGUGGCUGUGUCUGCUCCAUACUACAAGUCUGGUGUGACGACAGCAGAUGAAUGGUCGGUGCUGCGUGCAGCUCCUUCACCCUGGGCAGAGUUGGAGUUUGACAACAUCAUCCUCUCUGUACCAUCACACAUUGUUCGUGACCUGCAGCAUCCUGAUGAGGUGGCAAAACUCUGGAACGACAUCAUGAAGGGGGUGGCUGAUCUGGCUGUCAUAGACAACUUUGACCGCAAAGAGCGCAUUGUAGCUGACGUGCAGAUUUCUCAUGGUUGGAUGCACUCUGGCUACCCAAUCAUGAUGUACUCUUCAGUAGCAGCAGAGCUGGUCAGACCAAAAGACGCCAGGACCGAAGGUCUGUGGGGAGAAAUCCAUGAGCUGGGACACAACCAACAGAGAAGAUGCUGGGAGUUCUCGGGACACACUACAGAGGCCACGUGUAACCUAUGGUCUGUUUAUGUGCAUGAGGAGGUGCUGGGACUCAACAGAGCUAAGGCUCAUCCUACCCUGACCUUGGAAACACGAAAGCAGUGUGUAGAAGACUAUGUUAAGUCAGGCAGGAACCUCGAUAACUGGCACGUCUGGACUGCACUGGAGACGUACUUGCAGCUCCAAGAAAAGUUUGGUUGGGACACUUUCAAAAAAGUGUUUGCUGCCUAUCAUGACAUGAGCGACUUUCCUGGAGACAACCCAGGAAAGAUGAACCUGUAUGCUGAGACCUUCUCUCGCUCUGUGGGGAUGAACGUGACAGGAUUCCUUAAAGCCUGGGGAUGGCCCAUCGAAAGGGCCACUGAGGAGAAGCUCUCUAGCCUUGCUCCCUGGAGUGAUCAUCCCAUGGUCCAGUAUGCCUGAACUUCAGAGUUGAUCUAGUUUAGGGUGUUUAGUGAUCAUUCUUGGUAAUUAGUUUUCAGCCAUGUAUUACUUUCAUCAUGGUAGUUGUUGGAAAUGGACACAUUAUGAAAUGGAAAUCCCUUUCUCUAUGUCUGAGAGCACAUAAUUAGGUGUCAGAAGUGACCAUAUCCAAAACUUUAAC
Molecule: messenger RNA, 2991 nt
Organism: Cololabis saira (Pacific saury)
Lineage: Eukaryota; Metazoa; Chordata; Actinopteri; Beloniformes; Belonidae
Product: TRPM8 channel-associated factor homolog
Exons: 12
Coding region: 72-2810 (912 amino acids)
Source: RefSeq, a predicted model, not a curated record